CUAUCCCCGCUUGACAGAAAAACUCAACUCGCAUGAUGCCCGAUGCAGCAAAAUCGCAGACGGCUUCGCCAAGGCAAAACAUUAUUGAACGGUCUGCCUCGGGAUGCAGAAUACGGAUGUCACCAUAAAAAUCAAAACGAGGAUCACAUCUUUGCUAGAAGGCAUUGCUUCAGAAGGGACUAAUGCUUUGGACAGUGCUCUUGCGAGACUCGAGGAGGACAUGAAAGUAUACGGUCUGACCACGCCAGAGCUUUCAACGACCCAAGCAGAGUCUGAACAGCAGGUACUAUGGGAAUGGGACGACCAUCGUCAAGACCACUACUAUUGGGUGGCUGAAGGAUACUUGCAGUAUCACAAAGGUGGUCGAGUCAGACCGGACGGUACACCAUACGGCGAAGUAGAGGGAGGACAGCUACUCUUGGAGGAGUGAAUGACAUGUUGUGUAUCGGAAGACUGCAGAGUCGCCCCCGGCGAACCAUAUUGCCUGGAGAGAAGAAAGGUAGUAGAGAACAGGAAGAACAGAGCGAUACUAAAACAGGAACAGAGAUGUGUCACGAUCAAGGCAUUCCUUAU
This is a messenger RNA of Alternaria alternata, 573 nucleotides long. RefSeq lists its product as hypothetical. Lineage: Eukaryota; Fungi; Ascomycota; Dothideomycetes; Pleosporales; Pleosporaceae. The record is from RefSeq and is a predicted model, not a curated record. Bases 104 to 430 code for a protein of 108 amino acids. The transcript is spliced from 2 exons.